Thunnus maccoyii (southern bluefin tuna) is the source of this 1206-nucleotide messenger RNA. RefSeq names its product taste receptor type 1 member 3. NCBI's taxonomy places the organism in Eukaryota, Metazoa, Chordata, Actinopteri, Scombriformes, Scombridae. Gene Ontology annotation, biological process: G protein-coupled receptor signaling pathway; sensory perception of sweet taste; sensory perception of umami taste. Gene Ontology annotation, cellular component: membrane. Bases 240 to 1115 code for a protein of 291 amino acids. Gene Ontology annotation, molecular function: G protein-coupled receptor activity. The transcript has 3 exons. The record is from RefSeq and is a predicted model, not a curated record.
UAUUUCAUGUCCAUGGGUACCACAAAUGUUAAUGUAGGUGAAUAUUAUAAGGACCAUUUCACAUAAUUUGUAGUUACUUUGAAGUGCAAUUUCAGGUGAAUAGGGAAGGGAGGGGCCAAGUGCGGCAACUAUCUUUGAGGCUUACAGAUGAGUUUGCAUACAAAAACAUUUCAGGAUGUACUGACACAUAUGCAUGCCGCUAUCAUCUCACUAGCCUCAGUCUGUAGCUCGUAUGCAACAUGGCUGCACCUUUCCGUGUGCUGGUUCUGUACUGGGCGUUUAGACUGAGCUGCGGUGUGAGUCCGCCUGAAUGGUUCCAGAAUAUUUCCACCAGCCUCUUCAAUUUAUCUGGAGACAUUAUGCUCGGAGGGCUCUUUCCCAUCAACCUGUUGACCAGCAACCUCAGCCUGAGGAGUGAGCCUAACAACAUGAACUGUGAAAGUUUAAAUAAGCGUGGACUGGGCCUUGCUCUUGUGAUGAAAUAUGCAGUGGAUGAGAUCAACGGAAACCAAAUGUUGCUCCCUGGCAUCAAGUUGGGUUAUGAAAUCUAUGACACAUGCAGACAAUCUGCUGUCAUUGUGAAGCCUACUAUCUCUUUCCUCACUGAAAAAUAUAGCAGAGUGCUAUCUGUGGAGUGCAAUUAUACUGACUAUGAGACCAGCAUGGCAGCUGUUAUUGGUCCUGAAACCUCAGAAAUGGUGUCCGUCAUAGGAAAACUCCUGGGAUUCUUUCUGAUACCACAGAUUAGCUUUGGUGCCACCAGUGACAAAUUCAGUGACAAGCUUCUCUACCCGUCAUUCUUCCGCACGGUGCCCAGUGACAAAUAUCAAGUGAAGGCCAUGGCGCUUCUGCUGAAGGAGUUUCAAUGGAACUGGGUGGCAGUGGUGGGCAGUGAGGAGGAGUUUGGGCAACACGGUGUGCAGGAAUUCUCCAAAAUAGCACAGAAUAUGUCUAUCUGUGUGGCCUAUCAGGGGCUGAUUCCAGUAUACACAGACCCUGAACCAGUGGUCAAAACCAUCAUCGACAAUAUCAACAAAACGAAGGUUGGAGCAGUAGUGGUCUUUUCUCUCCCAGAGCCUGCAGUGGUUUUUUUUAAAGAGGUUAGUAAAGAAUAAUUAUUAUGUGGGACAUCCCUUUAGACAAUCAAUAUAUGAUAAUACAAUAUAUGUGGACAAAUUAUAUUCAGUUCUGCACAAAUCAUUCAAU